GAAGAGGAGAAAGAAGGGAGUGGUGAGAGAAAGGAGAACUGGAACAAGGGAAUUGCGAACGUAGCUUAUUCAGUGGUCGAAUUGGAUCGGUUGACUGAUUUCCCGUUUUCGGUGAAGCAGGACACCGGACAUAUUCUUCUCAACACUCCACUGAAUUAUGGAAAAGCUCGAGAGUAUCGUUUCUUGGUAUGCUUGCAUUCCGAAAAUCACAUGACUGCCAAAGCAGUGUCAGUGGUGACAGUAAGAAUAAUUGACGUAAAUGAUAACAGACCAGAAAUUGAAAACUCGCAGGAGCGUGUACGGAUUCCUGAAGACUCACCUGUCGGAAGCAGUGUUGCUGUUUUCUCCAUCUCAGAUCCUGAUUUUUCUGGGUCAAAUCCAAAAAUUCACUACUUUUUGAAAGAGGGUAACGACAAUGCUACUUUCAAGCUAAAUGAAGAAACUGGCUGGCUAACUCUAGCAAAAGAACUUGAUAGAGAAUUGAUUGGAGAGUACAAGCUAGUCGUGAAUGCGAGAGAUGAGGGUCGACGUGCCGUCCAAAAAACAAUAACAGUAGUGGUCAAAGAUGUUAACGACUCGCCUCCGCAGUUCAGGCAAAAGAAUUACUUUGCUCAGUACAAUUUGGACGAACUAAAAUCCGGACAGAAAAUUCUCAGGCUCGACGUUCGC
Gongylonema pulchrum is the source of this 669-nucleotide messenger RNA. The record is from the annotation of a GenBank genome assembly. Lineage: Eukaryota; Metazoa; Nematoda; Chromadorea; Rhabditida; Gongylonematidae.